AGAUGAGCGCAGGAACCGCUGGGUUUGCGCGCUCCCGCCUUAAAUUAAUCCGGAAAUGGGUUGGAAUUGGAAUUGGACUUUGACUGGCUAGAACCUCGCGGUCAGAAGCGCAGGUACUGAAUGGAGCCUGUUCUUCAUAUGGAAUGGCUACCACAUGGACAAAUUGCCACCCUAACAUGGCCUGUAGAAAGAGGGAAAAUCACAGGGAGUCUCAUUCUCUCUCUUCCACUGCAAACUCUUAUAAAUUUCCAACCUGUGCUAAUCAGGUUCAUCGUAUAUGCAUGGUGUCUGAUUUUUUUUAUCCAAACAUGGGAGGUGUGGAAAGCCACAUUUACCAAUUAUCACAGUGCCUAAUUGAAAGAGGACACAAAGUUAUAAUAGUCACACAUGCUUAUGAAGACCGUAAAGGCAUCCGUUACCUCACCAAUGGACUGAAGGUUUAUUAUUUGCCAUUGAGAGUUAUGUACAACCAGUCUACGGCAACAACUCUCUUCCACAGUCUGCCUCUGCUCAGGUAUAUCUUUGUACGGGAAAGAGUCACCAUUGUUCAUGCACAUAGUUCUUUUUCUGCCAUGGCUCAUGAUGCACUGUUCCAUGCCAAGACAAUGCAACUACGGACGGUUUUUACAGAUCAUUCCCUUUUUGGAUUUGCGGAUGUCAGUUCAGUACUUACAAACAAACUCCUAACUGUAUCACUGUGUGAUACAAACCACAUAAUAUGUGUUUCUUAUACUAGCAAGGAGAACACAGUGUUGAGAGCGGCGCUGAAUCCUGAGAUAGUUUCUGUCAUCCCAAAUGCUGUUGAUCCCACUGACUUCACUCCAGAUGAAUCUAGGCGGGACAACAACACAAUAACUAUUGUUGUUGUCAGCAGACUUGUAUAUAGAAAAGGUAUAGAUUUGCUUAGCGGUAUAAUUCCUGAGCUUUGUCAGAAGUAUCCAGAUUUACAUUUCUUAGUUGGAGGUGAAGGACCAAAACGGAUUAUAUUGGAAGAAGUACGGGAACGAUACCAGCUACAUGACAGAGUUCGUCUCCUGGGAGCUUUAGAACAUCGGGAUGUUAGAAACGUCUUGGUCCAGGGACACAUUUUUCUUAACACCUCUCUCACAGAAGCAUUUUGCAUGGCAAUAGUGGAAGCAGCCAGUUGUGGUUUGCAGGUGGUGAGUACAAGAGUUGGUGGGAUUCCUGAGGUGUUACCAGAUGAUCUUAUAAUCUUGUGUGAGCCUUCAGUGAAGUCUCUGUGUAAUGGGUUGGAAAAAGCUAUCAUCCAGCAGAAGUCAGGAUCACGUCCAUCUCCAGAAAUCAUACAUAGGAAAGUUAAAACAUUUUAUACUUGGAGAAAUGUUGCAAAGAGAACAGAAAAAGUCUACAACAGAGUUGCAGGUGAAACUGUAUUGCCAAUGAGCACACGGCUCGACAGACUUGUCUCUCACUGCGGCCCAGUGACUGGUUGCAUUUUUGCUCUCUUGGCUGUGCUCAGCUUUCUUUUCCUGACAUUCUUGAGGUGGAUGACACCAGAUGAACUAAUUGAUGUUGCAGUAGAUGCCACAGGCCUAAAUGGAGCAUGGACACGUCAGUAUUUCCCUAAUAAAAGCAAAAAAGGGAAGACUUCAAACUCUGAACGGUGCUAGGAAUGAAAAGAUGAGACUUUUUCUAGCAUUGAUUAUUAGAUUAUUUGCAUUCAGCAGGAGAAAAUGUUUAUAAAUAAUUCAUCAGUUUUCCUUAAUGGGUGGAAAGAAAAUCAGCAAGAUGUUCUACCUCAGAUUAGGAUGGUCUAAAAUGGUUUAGGAUAGACAUGCUUGCCAAGUUGUACCACAGUAGUUGUUCACAAUUGUCAUUUAUUUCAACUUGAGAAUUUUAAAAUAAAUCUGUGGAAUAUCAUUGGCCAUUAAUGAAAGAAAGGAGACGGUAAGAGGAUAACAGGUGGGCAGACUGAUUUUUAGUGUUUUCCCUUAUUUUCUCUUGCAAUAUUUUAAUUUCCUUUCAUCUUUGUGUUGUGGGGAGAGUGCAUACAUUAUUAUUACCACCUUUUGUUCCAGCAUAAUAUUAGAGGGGAUCAGAAUUAUAACUUUGGAUCUUGGGUGUGCUUGUUUAGUGUAAGAUGCUGGAAGAAGUGGGUGCCAAUAUGAAAUACCUGCCUCACAUAGUUGGUGGGACCUUCUCUGCAAUUAAGCUCAUGUUCUAACAAGUGAAUGUAUGCACAUUUCCCCCUUUUUGUAUGCUUCCCUACAUAUACACUCGAAAUGCAUCCUUUGGAAGAAGCUGCUUUUUGUUGGUUUUGCAUUGUACCCUUUUAGAUCAGUUCACAUCUAAUGAGAAACCAUUGUUUUCUGCUUCAUGAACAAGUCCCGGUGAUCCUUGAGCUUGUGUAGUUCCCCCCCUUCCCCUUUUAUGCUUGGGAGGAGAAGAUUGGAAGCUGCUUCUUUACAUGAUGAUUUUUCUUUACAUAUGAACUCAUGGGAUUGUGGUUUCUAAUCAAUGUUAGUUGAAACAAACUGUGAUCAAGCCAUAGUUUCAGAUCAUAGCUUGUUAUUUGAACCGUAUAAUCCAAAACAAAAUAAACCCAUUAGGUUUAGUGGAGCUUAUUCCUAGGUAAGCAUGCAUAGAAUUGCAGCCAAAGAUUGUUAAAUUAACAGUACCGUGGGUUUGUUAAUAGGAGGGAACUGCAUUUUGUUUAAAAGUGGAAGCAAAAGGUUCCAGUGUCUUCCUUGUGCACAUGGUUUCCUAUUGCGUCUGAACUGACUCUGUAUUUUAACCUAUUUUGUUUUUAACCUCAAUUUAGCAUAUAUACUGUACAUGAAAACAGGCUGUGUGUUCUGAUCUGUGGGGCCAUUAGGCUUAAUUCAUUUCACUAUAGCUUUAAAUGUUGCAGGCAGAAACUGUUGCAAGAAGGCAGCUAUCCUCCCUUUCCUCACAGCCUGUAUGCCCCUUUCUCGGUCAAGAUUGGAGGAAUUUGAAUCCAGUUUACUACAUCUGAUUAGAACUUGGGUGUUCAUUUCUACUUAGAGCAAUGGCAGACUUUCUAGGUGAUGUGCUGUAGAAUAAUAUACUUUCCCCUUAUCCCAUCAGAUUUCUUUAGCAGUAAAGUUUUCAGAUGUUUUAUGUUAAUAAUUUUUCUGUGCCUUGUCUUAUUUUGAUAUCAGGGUAGCAUAGGUAACAUAAUAUGGAGAGCUGCCUUACACUGAAUCAGACCUUUUUCUUGCCUAGUAUCAUUGGUAUUGACUAGUAGUAGUUUAGGACAGGAAUUCUUCCCCAGCCCUAUCUAGAGACGUUGAGAAUUGAACCUGGAAAUUCCUCUAUGCAGUGCUUGUGCUCUAGUACUGAGCUAUGGGUCUUCCAUUUCUCAUCAGAUUGCCUUUUAUUCCCACCAGAAUUCACUUAAUCCAUUCACUUAAUAAAAUGGCCAUCAAAUUCCUCUGUCCAGCUCAAUUGCCCCUUUUCCUGUCUUCAGUGUAAGGUUGGCUAUACCUAAGCAAUUCUGCUGAGGUUAAGUUCCCUGAAAUAUAUACAUGCAUUAGCCUCUAUUGCUGUAACUGUCUUUGCAACUGCAGCGUGUAUCAAAUUCCAAACAUCUGCACCUUCCAGCUGUGGGCACAGCCUCUGCUUCAGCACAGUAUCAAAACAGGGAGGUGGAAAGAAGUCUUUCUGUACAGAAGGUUUUUAAUAGUCCAGCCAUAUGCAUGACAUCUAACUCUCGUUUCAGCUUUUUGAUAGCAGUGUGGGUGUGAUAGGGGCAUUGACUACAAAGGGAGGGACUGAACAGUCUUUUCAUGCCAUUUCUGGGUGUCUUCCGCAUCACUGCUGAUUCCCGUAAUAAAUGAAAUUAUACUCUUUCCCUCUUGAUUACUUUGGGUAAUAAGCACAGAACUAGGUACUAAAUAACAUCUGAUUUUAUAUCUGAUUUUUGUUUACAGAAUAGCCAUCUUUUGAAUAGUAUGAUAGGAAGUGUGGGCAGAAAAAGGAGCAAGGAUUCAUUUUACAAUACUAAAUGUACUACACAUCAGUGCACUUGAGAGCUCAGUAGCAUAUGCUAAACCCUGAUGCAGUAAGGGGAAAUGCUGUUAUGGUUACAUUUACCUGGGCAAAAGUUGUGUUUGGAUGCUUUAAGCUACUAGUGUUUUUUCUCUUCCAAGAACAUUUCUACUAAUAUCUUCUGCUUAAAGCUACAGGGUCAUUCAUUCUUAACUGGGAGUAGUUUUUACUGAACUCAGUGGAACUUGCUUCCAAGUGAAUAUGCAGAGGGUUCAGCUACAAGUUGGGAAAGACUCUUGGAAAUCAUUUAGUGGAUUAAAAUCUAAUCAUGAAAAUAGUGCCUGAACCUUCUCCAUCCCUUAAAGAGAAACCUUAAAAUGUGUUAACAAGUAAGUUCUCACAGGUUGCCAAAUACUUUAGGGUAUGUUCCUAUAGUUUCAGUGUAUUAGAACCAAGGGGUCUACACCCCUUCUUACAUGUAUGUAUACAUUACUUUUAUGGGGUGGGGAUGGGGUGUGUUGCUCUUAGCAUAUGGGGUGCUCAUGUUAGGUAAUAGUUUGUGUGCUUGAGGUGGGGGUUUUUUGAGGGGGUGGAGGGUUGGCAUACAAAAAUACCUGUACAAGGGAAAUCAAUUAACUAAAAUAAGAACCCAAAACUCCUUAGCAUUGUUUUGACUAAUAUCAUAUGCUAUUGGUGAAUGCAGUGUUAAUGACCUUUAUUCUUAUCCUGAUCUCUUGGCCUAGUGAACUUAGCUCAUCUUGUCUUCAACUGUCCUCAGGUCAUAGAAUCACAUCCUUAUGUCAUUGGAAUUAUUCACUAAAGGCAAAACACUGAAGAAUUAUAUACUUCUGACAUAUGAAACUCCUAAUGCCAAUUUUCAGUAUUGUACAGAAAUUCUUCAGCAGUCCUUACGUAACUGUGUCCAAGAACAAGUGAAGUUGGAUCGUUUUAUUUUUAAAGCAUUCACAACAUUGUGGAAAUGAUGAUUUGGAAACAAGUGUAGGAUUUUAGGGUACGAAAGGUUGCAAAUGCCAGUAGGGUCAAACGGAUAUGGAAACUAUAGCCAUGUAUAAGAUACUGGGAUGCUGUUAGGCCUUUUUAAAAACUAAGUUGACCAUGCCAUCAUAAGAACAUCAGUCAUUAUUUUGAACUGGUUGACAGUAACUUUGGAGAAGGGAGAAAUGUUGUUUUGUGAGUGAAAUUGGCCAAUCAAGCCAUGUUGUUCUUCAUGUGGCAAGUGUUUUUCCACAGCCAUUUGGGAUUUGGCCAAGACUACAUUGUAAGUACUGUUUUUCAGCCAGCUGUCUAAGCUCUAUGAGUACAAACUCUGUUAUGACUUGGUUAUUGCAGUGGUUGUUUAGACUGAAGACCUGUGUAACAAAAGGUGCUCUUUCAAAUGUCUCUGCUUAAUUGAAAAAUCUCUCUCUACAUCAACAAACUUUAUUUCUGUUGGAUCAUAUUAUCCCUGUUAUUCCACCAUGUUCCUUAAAUGAUUUUGCUUUGGAAUGUCUUUCUUUGAAUGUGAUUUUGGUAUUUUGAGGUAUGGUAGUUGGGCAAUAUGUUUUAAAUUUUGCAUGGUAAAACUUCAGUCCUUACAAGAAUAUAAUUAAGGUUUAUGGAAUGCAAAGAAAUAGCUUUUGUUUAUAGGGCUGAAUUCUUCUGUGAUAAGAUGGUUGCUGUGUUCAAGAGGAAGUCAAGGAUUAUUUUUUUCUGCUAGGAAAAUAGCUUCUCUCAAUACUUAACUUUUUUUCUAACACGCUGAUUCUGCAUGCAUGAACAUGCUUUUACUAACAAGAAGCAUUGGUGCCAAACGCUGACUACUGAAAAACAAAUUAAGCAUGCAGAUAAUGCUUUAUUUUGAAAACAUUAGUGACUUUAUAAAUUUCCACUGAAAGCAGUGAGCUUUUAAAAGAGAAUUAGCAAGAUACCAUUUCACCUUAAUUUUGCUAGAAAAACUUUAUUUUAAAUUUAUUUAAAUUAACUAAAAUAUUUUAACACUGUCUCUUACAUGCUAAUGGGAACUCCAUAAGUAGGCAUACCUACAGAUAGUUAUGGAAAAGUUAUGGGAAAUAUUAUGCCUUGUCGAUUACAUGACUAAGCUGUAAGAUAUAUAUCUGCAUCUGUUUCAGGAAGUGUAUCUGCAUCUAUUUCUGAAAUAAUCAAUGUUAAAUGUGAAGGGUCUAUUAUGAAAUGAGGAUGUUGAACUAAAUGCAAUGACACUUAGCUAUAAGCUGCACAAUUUCUCUGUAACACACAUAUGGUACGACUCUGGCUGAAGUCAACAGGAGUAUAUGUAUACAUUUACUUUUUAAAGUGUAUAUUCACCUCACCCCAACAAAUACGAUUUAAAGCAUAUUGCUAACAGCAAAAAGUGAGUUCAAAUAGGCCAUAUUUGCUAAUUUGUUGGUGAAGGGACUACUGUUUGAACGUGACCAAGGAGCAAGGAGGCCAUGAAUAUUGUGCUUCUGUGAAGCAAAUAGCCAUUUCUGGCUUGAAGCAAGCUAGUUCUGUUUGAAUUAGACAGCUAACAUAAAUCUAUAUGAAGCUAGGCUUAAAUACUGCUUCUGUAAAUUUUUAACAUAAAAUCAUGGUGUGCAUUAGGAAAAAGCAUUGCUCAUGUGAGUAAUCCUCUCACUUUGAUCCUUAAUCAUGUGUUCAUUCAAUCCUUUCUGCAAAGUUCCAUGGCCACGGUGGGCAAUUUUGGGGGUCACUUUGCUGCUUCCAGGCCCCUAUGGGUCACAUAGGAUUGCUGGCACCAAAAAGAGAGAGAGAGAGAAAGAAAAAAGAAAAGAAAAGAAAAGAAAAGGUCAUUGGCUUACUGCAGUACUUCAGGUUUCCAGUUGAUUUUUGCUGGCAACCUGCCAGGUUUUUCUCCUGCUCAAUCUGCUGACAUUUGUGGUGUUGUGGAGGUGGCAAAAGAUGAUGGGGAGGAUGUACAUUGUCCGCCCUUGUUCUAUAGGGUUGAUGGUGAAAGUACACCCUAAGGCUGGCUCUGACUGAGGAAGUUGAGUAGCCCAAAGACUACUUUCUUCAUUACAGACUGGAGAUCUGAAUGACUUUCUCUAUGGUUAAAAUUUGACACUCCUCAGUAUGCCAUACUGGCUCUUAAUAAUCACCUAGAAGUUGGACUGGACUCAGUGUCUUGAGUAAAGGAGCAUAUGAUAUAUUACUUCAUUUCUGAAACUGUGUAUAGCCCAUGUUCUGUUCACGCAAGAACUUGCCUUUAGUAAGGUCCUCUAUGGAACUCUUUAAGAACUUUGAAAAUAAAUAUCAACUGAUGCUUGUUUCAAUCAAAAUACUGGACAGUAGAGGUGAAUAUUGGUGUUUGAAAGCAUGAGAGGUCCAAAAGCAGUGUUCAUAAAGGAUGCGUGUGAGACAAGAAGGGGUAUUUUAUCUUGGGUGGAAAAAGUCCCAAAUGGCAUUGCACCUAAUAUAUUACAUUGAAAAUAAGUCCUCCUGAUUCCAAAGGAACUUGUUUUCUUAAACAUUUAUGAUUGCAUGCCAUUCAUAUGAAAGUAUCUUUACGCUGUAUUAAAAAGUGAGAAUCACAAAAAAGUUGGUUUUUCUUAAAAUUGAUGGCAAUUGUGCAAUAUAUUUCUUUGUUUAAAUAAAAUCACACAAUGUAUUUGUGUCAUUGAAUGUCUCAAUGCAGACAAAGCAGGACAUAAAUAUAUUGGGUGGUUUCUUUUUUUCUUUCUUCUUUGAUUAAAAGGCAACUCUUCUUGAUGAAUAAUGGAUAGAAACCUGUUUUUGAUGUGAAAUACUACUAGAUAAGAGUUGGAGAUAAGUAAUUUCAAAAUAUCAGCAGAACACUUGACUAGUUCUUCCAUUUCAAAAUGUGGUGUAGAUAUCAAAAUCAAGCCCAUGCGUUACAUUAAAAAACUGGGGGGUGGGGGGGGGGUUGUGCCUUUGCCCUCUGAACAAUAAGAGUCAGUUAAGAAGACUAUUGACAUAGCAUGUUAAAUACAAUGGAACAGCCCCGCUUGGCUAUUUAUGGAAUAUAUGGCUCUUUAUGUGAUACUGUGCAUAUUUUCUAGAGGGACAAGAUCCUCAAGUAGAUGGAGACGUUCCUUAGCACUUCUGGUGUAGUGGGGUGGGGAAGUUGCAUGGCUUUGUUCAAAGGAUCCUAAAUACUGAAUUUAUGGGCAGUACUGUUUUACUCAGCCUUGUUUGGACAAAUCUGUUAGAUUUGUAAUGUUUCCAUAUGUGACUUUACAGUGAAUAAUAAAUGUUUUGCUCCAGUCCCUUUUCUUGUUGGAAUAGUGCCCAGACCUCUUUUAUUCAACAGCAGGCUCUAUACACAUCCCUGAAUGUGAAGAUUUUGUCAUGCUCUUUGGAAUAGAUAGUUGGUGUCGAGUGGGAACCACUGAGAAAGGUAGAUUAAAUAGGUGGUGGUGAGGUUUGCAACCUCUAGGAAAUACUGUUAAAUAACUUUUGUAUAUCAGGUUGCCUUGGUACUGUACAGUAUGACAUUUUUAAAGGAAAUGUUUAUAAAAAAAUUCAUAACCUUUUAAGUGUAUAUUGUUUUUUUCCAUUUCUGUUUGUGGAUUGGAUGGUCUGUAUAUGCAAAUAAAUAACUUUAUACAAGUUCGUUCCUUUUGUCUUCAUACUUUUUGUCUGGAUACUUCUCCUUAAACCAAAACUUUGUGAAUGAUGGACAACAAAAGUGUGGAGGCCAGUUCCUUCGAACUUCCAGUACACACCCCUCUGCAACCUCUGCUUGCUUUCCUGACUUUGGAUUGGAAUGCAAGAAGCAAUACAUGGAACAGGCCUAAAACGGCAUC
Molecule: messenger RNA, 8756 nt
Organism: Varanus komodoensis (Komodo dragon)
Lineage: Eukaryota; Metazoa; Chordata; Lepidosauria; Squamata; Varanidae
Gene: PIGA
Product: phosphatidylinositol glycan anchor biosynthesis class A
Exons: 6
Coding region: 144-1631 (495 amino acids)
Biological process (GO): GPI anchor biosynthetic process
Cellular component (GO): glycosylphosphatidylinositol-N-acetylglucosaminyltransferase (GPI-GnT) complex
Molecular function (GO): phosphatidylinositol N-acetylglucosaminyltransferase activity
Source: RefSeq, a predicted model, not a curated record